Molecule: messenger RNA, 2658 nt
Organism: Pediculus humanus corporis (human body louse)
Lineage: Eukaryota; Metazoa; Arthropoda; Insecta; Psocodea; Pediculidae
Product: E3 ubiquitin-protein ligase suppressor of deltex, putative
Exons: 13
Coding region: 1-2658 (885 amino acids)
Biological process (GO): ubiquitin-dependent protein catabolic process
Molecular function (GO): protein binding; ubiquitin protein ligase activity
Source: RefSeq, a predicted model, not a curated record
AUGGCAGAGGCAGCCAUAGGUGGUAAUUCAACUAUUUCAAAUACAGUUUCUUCCACUACUGUUCUCGGUUCUUACCCUUUAAGUGUCACAAUUGAGUGUGCUCAUCUGAGAAGUGGAAGUAGCUUUUCAUUAAAACCAAAUCCUUAUGUUGAAUUGUCUGUUGAUAAUCAAUACCCUAAAAAAACUGAAGUAGUUAAAUGUACUUAUCAACCUAAAUGGAACGAAGAAUUUUCUGUACUUGUGACACCAUAUUCUUAUCUUCAUUAUAAACUACUCGACCAAAGUACAUUCCGCAGGGAUAGUGUAAUAGGUGAAAAAAACCUUUCACUUUUUGAAGUACUUUCCCAUUAUAAUGGAAAAUGUGAAAAUUUAGAAUUAACCCUUGUUUUAACAUAUGAUUCAAAACAAGUUGGAGAGCUUAUUAUUUUACUGAAUGGGUUAAAGGUAGACAUGAAAGCUUAUCCUCCACAACAAUCCACUCAGUCUACAGUGGUUGAACAUGCUAUUAGAUCUAGUCCCUUAACCCAAAGUAAUUCAGAGACUGUAUCUCAUCGUAGUGUACUUAAUGGAGGUGUGCGAGGAAGAAUGAGAGUAUCUGGUUCAGAAAAUUCAAUACCUGCAGCAAGUGGAAAUGUUUUUGUUUUACCUUCACCAUUAGUAAAUUCAUCUCAUAAUUCACCUUAUCCUGUACAGUUCCGUGUCGGAAAUACGCCUUAUGUGUCUGUUAAUACCACUCCUAAUAUGGAAUCUACAUCUCAAGUUGAACCAUCCGAAAUGGCCCGAGCAUUCCCUCAAAAUGCACCGAAUAGUUCACAGUCAUCAUUAGUAACAUUAAAUCAUAUUUCGAAUGGGGUAAACAUUGUCGGUCCUCCUCCCGGUCCACAUAUUCCUGAUUCACGUUCUUCGUUAAAUGCCCCAGACGAUCCCUUACCAGCUGGAUGGGAGAUGAGGUAUGACAUGUACGGUAGGAAAUAUUAUGUCGACCACAAUACUAGAAGCACUUCCUGGGAACGGCCCCAACCACUGCCAGCUGGUUGGGAAGUUCGCAGAGAUCCUCGUGGAAGAAAUUAUUUUCUUGAUCACAAUACAAGAACAACAACAUGGCAAAGGCCCAACUCAGAAAGGCUUCAGCAUUUUCAACAUUGGCAGGGAGAAAGGGCCACCGUCGUACAACAAGGAAAUCAACGGUUUCUUUAUUCGCCGGUAUUAUUUAGUCCAAGCGCUUUGGCAGACGAUGACGACUCAUUGGGUCCUCUUCCUUCUUCUUGGGAAAAAAGAAUGCAACCGGAUGGAAAAGUUUAUUUUGUAAAUCAUAAAAAUAGAACAACACAAUGGGAAGAUCCCAGAACUCAAGGUCAAGAAGAUGAACCACCACUUCCACCUGGAUGGGAAAUCAGGUUAACGGAAGACGGUAUUAGAUAUUUUGUCGAUCACAAUACCAAAACGACAACUUUUCAAGAUCCUCGUCCGGGAGCUCCCAAAGGACCAAAAGGAGUGUAUGGAGUUCCGAGGGCAUAUGAACGUUCUUUCAAAUGGAAACUCAGUCAAUUUCGGUAUCUUUGUCAGAGUAAUGCACUUUUAAAUCAUAUAAAAAUAACAGUCACACGUCAAACUCUUUUCGAAGACUCUUAUCAUCAAAUAAUGCGACUUCCUCCGUACGAAUUACGGAGAAGAUUGUAUAUAACCUUUCGAGGGGAAGAAGGACUUGAUUAUGGGGGUGUAUCUAGGGAAUGGUUUUUCCUUUUAUCUCACGAAGUUUUAAAUCCGAUGUAUUGUUUAUUUGAAUAUGCCAAUAAAAAUAAUUAUAGUUUGCAAAUAAAUCCUGCUUCUUACGUUAAUCCAGAUCAUUUGUUAUAUUUUAAAUUUAUCGGACGCUUUAUUGCAAUGGCUUUGUAUCACGGAAGAUUCAUUUACUCCGGGUUCACCAUGCCAUUUUAUAAAAGAAUGUUAAAUAAAAAAUUGAUUAUGAAGGAUAUAGAAUCAAUUGAUCCGGAAUUUUACAAUUCUUUAUUAUGGAUUAAAGACAAUAACGUGGACGAAUGCGAAUUAGAAUUAUUUUUUAGCGUUGAUUUUGAAGUUUUGGGACAAAUUUUACAUCACGAAUUAAAAGAAAAGGGAGAUUUAAUUAGAGUUGUCGAAGAAAACAAGGAAGAAUACAUAAGGUUAAUGACGGAAUGGAGAAUGACGAGGGGAAUAGAAGAUCAAACUAAAGCCUUUUUAGAUGGUUUUAACGAAGUAGUACCUUUAGAAUGGUUAAAGUAUUUCGAUGAAAGAGAAUUAGAAUUAAUGCUUUGCGGAAUGCAGGAAAUAGACGUUGAAGAUUGGCAAAGGAAUGCCAUAUACAGACAUUACACGAGGAAUAGCAAGCAGGUUGUAUGGUUUUGGCAGUUUGUAAAUCAGACUGAUAAUGAGAAAAGGGCAAGAUUAUUGCAAUUUGUAACUGGAACUUGCAGAGUUCCCGUAGGUGGUUUUGCCGAACUCAUGGGAAGCAACGGGCCUCAAAGAUUUUGUAUUGAAAAAGUUGGAAAAGAUACUUGGUUACCUCGUUCACAUACCUGUUUCAACAGGCUGGAUUUACCUCCAUACAAAAGUUUUGAUCAGCUCGUUGAAAAGCUUAACUACGCAAUUGAAGAGACUGAAGGUUUUGGCCAAGAGUGA